CCUUUUCCUUGUGCAGUCCACUGGGCCGUCAGAUACCCUCCCACACAGAAUAUAGCCGCCAUCCGCCCAUGGCAACCAACGACACACACCCAGACUGUUCCAGGCAGACAACAAAAGUAAACAUUCCAAGCAGAAUCGCGUGUUGGCCUGCAUUCCUAGCAACCCCCGGGCUGGCAGCGCGUGUGACGCUGUCUUGGGCCUGGCUGGAGGAUAUGACGGAAGCCAUUGGCCGCGACGGCCCCCCGAAGAAUUCUCUCUGACCCAUAUUGGAUAUUGGAAGAUGAGAUUGCCCAACUAGGCAAUCUUCUGGAAGGGGCGUGGCGAGACGUGUGCAAUAUUUCUUCGUGCUCGCUACUCAGCUCUGCGUCCAUAGCGCCAUUCCGCCUGCUCGGACAAGGGGUGUCAGUCACUUGGCCUGCAUGAAUAGGGAGAAGGGGUUCUGAAUAGACCUCAGCUCAUCAUCAGGAACACCACGUCAGUGUACGAGACGUUAUUGGGGCAAUCUAGCGCUAGCUGAAUCCCCAGACAACAAAGGAAUUGCCCUUUGGCAAAUUUGACGACGCCCGACUAAACUGGCGUUCCGAUGCGGUUUGAGACAGGCUGAGCCACCAACAAGCCGUUGGAUAUUGCGAAGCCUCUGCCUUUUCGGUCAAACUGGGCAAAACGCCAGCUACCCGUAUAAAGACACGAGGUGUUCCCACCGUGGAUCAGGAUAGUAUGGCCGUCGAUCGACCGAGCCUCUUUCCUGCCGUCGAAGCAAGCAACCGCCACAACCACUCGCCAUGCGCAGCUUCAAGUCGGCCAGUCUUGCGGCUUCGUUGCUCGUCGGGGCCUGCAGCGCCUUUGUCGUUCCUGGAAACCCCUUGUGUUUCCCGGUCACGUUCAAUGUCGCCGCCUCUGCCGAGAACAAGGUCGUCGCCAACCCUCCGGAUCCCAACAACGAGGUUGCCAUCGUCCAGUGGAGCAUCGCGAGACUUCUGAGCGGAGACAUCCCCGAUGGCGGACCAGUGCAGACUGUCAGCGGCAACUUCACCGUGAGGGGCACCUUCUGCCCGUCGCUCUCGCUGCGGUCUCGCAAGGAGGACGUGCUCCAGGUCCUGGUCUCGGGAGCGACCUAUGGCCAAGAGAUCUGGAGGGGCUAUGGCGUCAAGGAGAACGACUUUGUCGCGUAUGCCAACAAGGCGGGCUAUCACGUCUUGAGCCUCGACAGGCUCGGUCAUGGUGCCGACCAGCAGCGCCCUGACCCACUAGACCAUGUGCAGGCGGCGCUCCAGACUGAGAUCAUCCAUCAGGUGAUCAAGUCCAUUCGCGAUAGCGUCCAUAGCAUCAGGAAGCUCCCCUGUCUCUUGAUUCCCGGCAUCAAGUUCAAGAGAGACUUCAAAAUCGCCUACGUCUGCCACUCUCUGGGUUGCUCCUUGGGCGUGACACUGGCUCGCCUGCACCCGGCCGAUGCGGACGCCUAUGUCAUGUCUGGGAUUGGAAUUGGCGCUACCAUCGAGUCCGCCCGGUCCUUCGUCGUCGGUUCGGCGCGCCGUCUGCACCCGGACCGUUUCCCGCAAAUACUGCCGCUAGGCUAUCUCACAUUCGAGACCGAGGCGGAGAGACGAGCCGCCUUCUACUACCCGGGUCACUACAACCCCGUCAUCCCGCCACGCGACUUUGCGAUGCAGGAUACCUGGACGCCGGGAGAGGCGAUAACCACGUCACCUCCUGCGGUUGGGUACACGGGCAAGGUCGUCUUCGUCAACGGCGACAAAGACCACUUUUCCUGCACCGCCGGCGACUGCGACACCAUCAACCAGCAGACGGCGGCGCUGCUCUUCCCCGACGCCGCGACUCGAGGGUCCAUCGUGGUCACGAACUCGGGGCAUGAUUGGUCGCUGCAUCACUCGGCACCAACUGCCUUUUGCCAGAUCCAGCAGUUCCUGGACAGUUCGCUUCGGACCUAGGUGGCAGAGGCUGAGUUUCAGGGG
This is a messenger RNA of Gaeumannomyces tritici R3-111a-1, 1973 nucleotides long. RefSeq lists its product as hypothetical. NCBI's taxonomy places the organism in Eukaryota, Fungi, Ascomycota, Sordariomycetes, Magnaporthales, Magnaporthaceae. The transcript has a single exon. Bases 783 to 1949 code for a protein of 388 amino acids. The record is from RefSeq and is a predicted model, not a curated record.